GAGUGCUCUUACUGCAGCCCUGCCUCUGCAGAGGGGUCUGUUCCAGCCACAGCAUGAUAGUUUGGAGUUGCCUUAGUCUGCAGAAUACUUCUUCUCUUUCAGGCUUUUCUGUUGGUCAAGGACAUUGCCAAUAAGUCAGAGUUUUGUCUUGCAUUGUAUCACCCAAAGUUUGAAAGCAGUGGACACUGUUAAACCAGAUGCCUUUGGCCCACUUGUAACAUGAGUUACAGGACAAGUUUGUAGAUGGCUGCUUGCAUUAUGCUCUGGGAGGGAAUGCCCAAAUGGAUUUCUUAUGCUCCAGAUGUUUCCAGGGUCUAUUUCUACCGAGCAAAGACUAGGCCAGCUGGAAGUGGGAAUUACUUUAGGAGUGUGACCUUAGUGGUUCAUGGCAAACUUGUGCAAAGUGUCUGAGGUCAUUCUGAGGGGUAUGUUAGCUCUGUUAAGUAUACCUAUAAAUAAAUUUUCCUUCUUCAUCUGGAUGCCUUGAGGUUUUUUUGCUUAUUAUUGUAGGGUCAGCAGUCUGUCUGUGAAACUGGGUGAGGGAUAUCUUGAGCAGAAGGAAAAAACUAUGUUUAUCAUCUUAGAGGGGUUCUCAUCUGCUUCAAAUCCUUGGGACCUUUCUUUCAGAUGUCUGUUUCUAUUUCACUUUUUUUCUUCUCUCUGUCAUCUAACCUAAAAUAUGUGUUAGACCCUGCAUUGCUCUGGAAUUGGCUUAUUCUAAAAGUUUUGUCUCAUCUUGUAACUAAAAGUGAACAGAAACACCAAACUCUUUGGGGAUGAAUCUUGCUGAGCAUUUCUAAAGAUUACAUUUGCUUUAGUUUCUGAUUGGGUUUGUGGGAACAGUGCUUUAUCUGCCACCAGGAAACAGAAAACAUUACUGUGUAUUUAGAUAAAAUAAGGAGGGGGUGGCUUUGAAAUCCAGUUGUUGGAUAUGAUUUAAUUAAAUUCCUGCUUGUCUAAGUUUCAGAAGCUGGCUGCCUUCUCUGUCCAAGUAUGUUCUGUUUAGUUCUGAGCAAAUAAUUUGUGAGUGAAAAUUUGCUUGUCCUUUCAGAGGGAAGGAUAUGAAAAAAGAGUUAAACAGCCAUCAUCAAUGAAUGCCUGCAGUAAGCCCAAAUAAACAAAAGUACUGUGUCUUCUCAUUCAGGGCUUAAAACAGUGCUAAAUUUAGAAUUGGAAUUACUCUGAUAGGAAGGGCUAGGUUGUUGCCAUAUAAUUUGAUUCUAGUACCUUUUUUGUAGUGUGUAUUUAGAGCCUGCUUGGGGACACAAUGUUACUUCAAGUCUUACACUGCCUUCCCACUUGCAGACUCCAGCUCCUUCUCCCUUUCCCUCUUUGGGUUUGUCAACCAUUAGCUCCUUGUGGGGGUGUAAUUCAGUUUUGGGCCAUAUUACUUGCCUCAUCUCGAAGUCUUGACCCUUCUGUCUUAUGAUGAUGUCAACCAUGAGGAGCUGGGCUGUAACUUUCCCCCUGAGGUUCAGUCUGCAUCACACCUUCCUGUUCCAGUCACUGUUUGUGCCCUGCAAACUCACAUUGGGUUUUUUCCUGACUCUGCAUUGCUUGUUCUAUCUUGCUACUUGUUCUUCUUAUGACUGCUUUUAACAUCAGAGCUUUACCACCUUUCUUCUUGCCACUCUCCAGAACUCCUCCUAGUUCUAACUUAAGCUUUUCCAAUUGUUCCAUGUCUGAAUAUUAGCCUAGGUAUUUUUGGGGUUAUGCAGUAGCUGUAGUUAUACUGUAACAUUGUUUACAUCUGUCCUCUGACAAGAUUAAUGCAUGUUGUCAUCCUCUAUCUUGUUAAGACUCACACUUCAGGGUUUGAAGGGAGUUAUUUCUGCCUCUAUGUUUAAGAGAAAAAAAGAUAUUUUAAAAAUUAAAAAUGUGCUAGCUCCAUAAGAACAGACCAGGAGAAAGAACAGACCAGAUUAUUUGGAUAGAGAAGAAGACAGGGCUGGUGAUAUUACCACAGAACAUUGGUGUGGAGCCUCCUGAAUUGGUGCUCGAGCUAUUUCUGAUGCCCCAGUGUGUCAUUUAGCAUAAGCAAGUUUCUUUGCUGUGCUGUGGUGAGGUGUGUGAGGGCUGUAGAGUUCCCAAAGGUCUGUAAUACCAAACUACUGCAUCCUGCUGCUGACUUUUGUACCCUCCCAAGUAGAGGUGAUUCACCUGCUGCUGUCUGGUGUCCUGGUUCUGGCCUGGCAGCAUUCCUGGGCCUUGUUUUACUCCAGCAGUGUUCAGAAGAGUGGACAGUUCAUGUUCUAUGUUAGACUGCUUUUCAUUAACUUGCGAGUCUCUCUCUCAUUUCCAGUUGCCAUCUUCUAAAUGGAUUCCAGUGAAUUUUCAGGAUCCUUGGACCCCCUGUCCUUGCCUGACAAACCACUCAUUGGUGAUCUCCCUGCUGACAUGGAGUUUGGUGAAGAUCUCCUGGGCUCCCAAACAGCUUCUACCCAGGAAGUUUCAGUUGUUCAGCCCCCUGGCUGGGAUCAAUCCAAACAGAUGACUGCAGAUGAGGACUUGGACCUUGUAGUGAAAGCAGACAGCGAGUCUGAACUAAAUAAAUCAAAUGACUGUGUUCUAGAUAAACCUGGUGUCUUGGAUAAGCUGGAGAAACCUGGUGUCUUAGAUGAUUUGGGUAAAACCUCUGACUUGGUGGAUAAACCAGAGGGUCUGGAUGGGCUGUGUAAGGCACAACCUUCCCAGGACGUGGAAGGUGGACCGGCAGACUCCUCUGCCUUAUCUAGAGAAGGCAUUGGUCCAGAAACAGGGAAAGAAGGGGAGGAUGCACCAAAAAAUUGUUCUGGGGAUGUAAAGGAAGAUGGUGCUGCUGCUAUUCCUGCACUGUCUGGUGACAAUGCCCCUGGAUCACCCCAACAACCUGUCCCUGAUUCCAGGGAUCUCAGUGCCCCGGCCAAGGAAGAAACCACAGCACAGUCCUCAAAUCCCACAGUGCCCCCACCCCAAAUCAGUCUUAAACAAACAAAGAAGAUGAAGUUGAAGGCACCAAGGAAAAGCUCACCUGUGCAGAGGGAAGGGCUGGCAGGGGAGGCAGAGGUGCGACUGAGCCCAGACAGCAGAACUGCAGCUUUGCCCCCUGAGCCUGUGGAGAAAAACCGGGCAGAGGAAGGGGAUGAUAGUGGGAAGAACUCACUUAAAGAAAACAGUGUACUCAAAGCACAGGAAGCCUUACCACCAGCAGGAGAAAGCCUGUCUGGGAAGGGAAGCGAGCCGCCAGCUGAGAAGGAGCAGAAAAGAAGUGAACGACCCAGAAGAUCAGAAACUGUCAGGACUGAGACUGUGAACUCCUCAGAGAGCAUUCCAGUGUCUGAUGAAGACUCUGAUGCGAUGGUGGAUGAUCCCAACGACGAGGAUUUCGUCCCUUUCCGCACGCGGCGCUCCACUCGGAUGUCGCUGCGCGCGCAGAUGGCGCAGCGAGCCGCCCGCUCCACCUUCACCAAGAUGACGUGUGCCAACUGCAGGACUCCCCUGCAGAAGGGCCAGACUGCCUACCAGCGAAAAGGGCUUCCUCAGCUCUUCUGCUCCAGCUCCUGUCUCACCACCUUCUCAAAAAAGCCGCCUGGGAAGAAGAUAUGCACCUUCUGCAAAAAGGAGAUCUGGAACACCAAGGACUCUGUGGUUGCCCAGAUUGGUUCAGGUGGCUCUUUCCAUGAGUUCUGCACCUCUGUCUGCCUUUCCCUCUACGAGGCCCAGCAGCACAGACCAGCACCUCAGUCUGCAGAUGCCUCGGACACCAGCCGCUGCAGUGUUUGCCACAAACCUGGCGAGAUCCAGCACGAGGUCAGCAAUGGGAACGUGGUUCACCGCAUCUGCAGUGACGCCUGCUUCACCAAGUUCCGGGCCACCAAGGGGCUGAAAACGAACUGCUGUGACAACUGUGGACUUUAUAUCUACAACAAGGGCUUGCCCCUGGAGUACCUCUUCCAUGAAGGCCAGCAAAAACGCUUUUGCAACUCUGCGUGUCUCAACAGUUACAAGAAGAAGAACACUCGGGUCUACCCCUGCAUGUGGUGCAAGACGCUGUGCAAGAACUUUGACAUGCUGCCCAACGUGGAUCGCAGUGGCAAGAUGGGCCUGUUCUGCUCCAUCUGCUGCACUACCUCCCACAAAGUGAAGCAGUCAGGCUUAGUUGGUCCCCCCAGACCCUGCAGCUUCUGCAGAAAGAGUUUAUCUGAACCCUGCUAUUACAACAAGACAGACCGGGUUGUCUACCAGUUCUGCAGCCCCAGCUGUUGGACCAAAUUCCAGCGCACCAGCCCGGAAGGUGGGAUCCACCUCAACUGCCAUUACUGUCACAAUCUGUUCAGCGGGAAGCCGGAGAUCCUGGACUGGCAGGACAAGGUGUAUCAGUUCUGCUGCAAGGACUGCUGCGAGGACUUCAAGCGGCUGCGUGGGGUGGUGUCUCAGUGUGAACACUGCAAGCAGGAGAAGCUGCUGCAUGAGAAGAUCCGUUUCUCUGGAGUGGAGAAGAACUUCUGCAGCGAAGGUCAGACUUCAGAGCCAAAACCAGCUGUUCCUUCCACACAGAAGGCAGAAACUAACAUGCUGUCAGCAAAGGCCUCCUCAGCCCAAACCUCUCCAGCUGUGCCACCUCCUGCCCCACCUCUGGUUCCAGCUACCCCUCGGAAAAACAAAGCUGCCAUGUGUAAACCACUGAUGCAGAACCGGGGUGUCUCCUGCAAGUUUGAAAUGAAGUCCAAAGGAUGUCAGACAGAGGCUGACUGGAAGCCCCAGCUGGUUGUGUUGCCAAUCCCCGUCCCGAUCUUCGUGCCUGUGCCUAUGCAUAUGUACUGCCAGAAAGUACCUGUGCCUUUCUCCAUGCCUGUCCCGGUGCCUGUGCCAAUGUUCCUGCCCACCACACUGGAGAGCACAGAGAAGAUCGUGGAGACCAUUGAGGAACUGAAGGUGAAGAUCCCCUCCAAUCCCCUAGAGGCUGACAUCCUGGCCAUGGCUGAGAUGAUUGCAGAGGCUGAGGAACUGGACAAAGCUUCCUCAGACUUGUGUGACCUGGUGAGUAACCAGAGUGCAGAGGGUCUCCUGGAGGACUGUGAUCUGUUCGGACCAGCGCGGGACGAUGUGUUGGCUAUGGCUGUCAAGAUGGCAAAUGUCCUCGAUGAGCCAGGCCAGGACCUGGAGGCUGACUUCCCUAAGAACCCUCUGGACAUCAACCCCAGUGUGGAUUUCCUCUUUGACUGUGGGCUGGUGGGACCAGAUGAUGUGUCCACAGAGCAAGAUCUGCCUCGAGCUGUCCGGAAGGGGCAGAAGCGCCUGGUGCUCUCUGAAAGCUGUUCCCGGGACUCGAUGAGCAGCCAGCCCAGCUGUACCGUGCUCAACUACUCAUAUGGUGUGAAUGCCUGGAAGUCCUGGGUACAAGCCAAGUAUGCAGGGGGAGAAACCAGCAAGGGAGAGGAGCUACGCUUUGGCCCCAAGCCCAUGAGGAUCAAGGAAGACAUCCUAGCCUGCUCAGCAGCUGAGCUCAACUACGGCCUGGCCCAGUUUGUGAAGGAGAUAACCCGGCCCAAUGGGGAGCGCUAUGAACCAGACAGCAUCUAUUACCUCUGCCUUGGCAUCCAGCAGUACCUGCUCGAGAACAAUCGUAUGGUGAAUAUAUUUACAGACCUUUACUACCUGACCUUCGUGCAGGAGCUGAACAAAUCCCUGAGUGGCUGGCAACCCACAAUCUUACCAAAUAACACAGUUUUCUCCCGUGUCGAGGAGGAGCACCUCUGGGAGUGCAAACAGCUGGGUGUUUACUCACCCUUUGUGCUUCUCAACACCCUCAUGUUCUUCAACACGAAGUUCUUCGGGCUGCAGACGGCGGAGGAGCACAUGCAGCUCUCCUUCACCAACGUGGUGCGCCAGUCCCGCAAGUGCACCACAGCCCGUGGCAUGACAAAGGUGGUGAGCAUCCGCUACUACGCUCCUGCCAAGCAGAAGAAAAGCCGAGAUGGCGGCUCUGGAAAACGGAAGCGUGAGGAGGAGGUACCGAUGCUGGAGCAGCGGGAGAACAGGAUGAACCCCCUGCGAUGCCCAGUCAAGUUUUAUGAGUUUUAUCUCUCCAAAUGCCCCGAGAGCCUGCGGAACCGCAGCGACGUGUUCUACCUGCAGCCCGAGCGGUCGUGCAUCGCCGAGUCCCCGCUCUGGUACUCGGUGAUCCCCAUGGACCGCAGCAUGCUGGAGAGCAUGCUGAACCGCAUCCUGGCCGUCAGGGAGAUCUACGAGGAGCACAGUCGCCUCAGCAGCCUGGAGGAUGACGUGGACUAAGGCAGAGGUGCUGCUGGACUGGCUGCGCUCCAGCCCUGGACACCUCAUCUUGCUGCUUGCCAUUGCAGGGCAGGGCCAUGCAGCAUAGGAAGGGAUGGUGCUGCAGCAGUGCUGUCCCUGCAUCGUUACCAGACUUGGACCUCCCAUCCUGCUCGUUACAGGCAUCCCCUACGUCCAUGGCCCCACACUCAGCUCUGUCUCGUUUUGGCUGCUGGGUGAGCCAUCUUCCCCAGGGUCCGUUCCCGUGGCACAGGAGUGGCAGAGUCCCUGGUGCAGCUCCCCUUGCCCAGCCCUGUCCUUCUUCUACCCCCAGCCCUGCCACUACCCCUCUCUCCCUGUGCCCCAGGGCAGGAAUUGCACAAAACACAUUGGACCAGUGGCCCCCAAAGCUUUUACUUCCCUCUUCCUUUAGCAUUCUCUCACAAGGCUGGAGGUAUCAAGGCAGGAACAGUAGCUCUGCUGCUGGGGCAGGAUUGUCUUUUCAAGCCAGUGGGCAUGGGCCACAGGCAGCCUGAGAGCUGUUGGGUCAGGGGGAGAACUUCUGUCCCAGGAUGGGAGAGAUUUGGGUUGGUUGCAGGGAGUAGAUAGAGCUGGCACUGGAAUUCAUGGGCAGAGAUCUGCCCUUGCCACAGGGAUACCUCCCUUGUGUACAGCCAAGAUGCCUCCCUCUCUUUGGUCAAUGUUUUCUGACUCUGCUGAAAACUGAUGGAGAUGGGUCUGUACUAGUGCUGCCCCUCUCUCCCCACUGUUCCCUGUCUUGGUGUAAGGACCCUCCCCUGUGCAAGGUGCCAUCAGUAGAAAACUCUGCUCCAGCCAGCGGCCCAGGCAUUUGCUGGCAGAAGCAGGGAGCCCUGCCUGGCCUCCCCCUCCCUCCCACAGCCACAGGCUGCCACCACCCUGCCCAGGGCAAGUCCAGCUUCAGCUGUGCCACUCUGUGCUGCCUCCUGCCCCUUCUCGUGUUCUGGUCGGUUUUCUUGAGCUGUACAUGGGUCUCCUGUUGAGCCUGUAUAUAUUGUUCUGGGCCCUGGCCUGGGGCCAUCUGUUCUCUGUGUCCAUGUGGAGAGUGAGCUGCUCACCAGUCUUGUUGUAGUGAUGCCAGGGCAGUAGGACUAACCCUGUGUCUCUGGAAACCAUUCAUUUCAAAUAAAGAUGUGAACAACU
Molecule: messenger RNA, 7434 nt
Organism: Passer montanus (Eurasian tree sparrow)
Lineage: Eukaryota; Metazoa; Chordata; Aves; Passeriformes; Passeridae
Gene: ZMYM3
Product: zinc finger MYM-type containing 3
Exons: 22
Coding region: 2317-6273 (1318 amino acids)
Molecular function (GO): zinc ion binding
Source: RefSeq, a predicted model, not a curated record